AUGGAUAAGCGACCUCGAAAACGACCUCGUUUAGCAUGGGACAUGCCUCCUGCUGUUCCUCCUCCAGCUCCACAGAAGAUUCUUCCAACUCUAUAUUGUGCACAAGAGUUUGGAGCAGUCCCUAACUAUGCGUAUUCUUCAAUAUAUUACAAAGGGGUUCCUCGUAAUGGAUCUCCACCUUGGAGGCCGGAUGAUAAGGAUGGACAUUAUGUUUUUGCCAUUGGGGAGAAUUUAACUCCUCGUUACAGGAUACUGAGUAAAAUGGGUGAAGGAACUUUUGGACAAGUUCUGGAAUGUCUGGACAAUGAAAGGAAAGAGAUUGUUGCAAUUAAAGUUAUUCGGUCCAUACAAAAGUACCGGGAAGCUGCCAUGAUUGAGAUUGAUGUCUUGCAGAAACUGGCUAGGCAUGACAUCUGUGGAUCACGUUGUGUGCAAAUACGGAAUUGGUUUGACUAUCGUAAUCAUAUUUGUAUUGUAUUUGAGAAGCUUGGUCCAAGCUUAUAUGAUUUUCUACGCAAAAACAGCUAUCGUUCAUUUCCCAUUGAUCUUGUUCGGGAGUUUGGCAGACAACUUUUGGAAUCUGUGGCAUUUAUGCACGAUCUACGCCUGAUUCACACAGACUUGAAACCAGAAAAUAUUCUUCUUGUGUCCUCAGAGUACAUUAAAGUCCAAGAUUAUAAGUUUAUAUCGAGACCCACAAAAGAUGUUUCCUACUUCAAAAAUCUACCAAAGUCGAGUGCUAUAAAGCUUAUUGAUUUCGGAAGUACUACAUUUGAACAUCAAGAUCAUAGCUAUGUGGUCUCUACACGCCACUAUCGUGCGCCGGAGGUUAUAUUGGGUAAUGGUCUGGGCUGGAACUAUCCCUGUGAUAUGUGGAGUAUAGGCUGCAUACUUGUGGAAUUGUGCUCUGGAGAGGCACUUUUCCAAACCCAUGAAAACUUGGAACAUCUUGCAAUGAUGGAAAGGGUGCUAGGGCCAUUGCCCCAGCAUAUGAUUAUGCGCGCCGACCGGCGUGCUGAGAAGUACUUCAAAAGGGGCUCAAGGUUGGAUUGGCCUGAAGGUGCCUCUUCCCGAGAAAGCAUGAGGGCUGUUUGGAAAUUACCCCGGCUUCAGAACCUAAUCAUGCAGCAUGUGGACCACUCGGCUGGCGAUUUGAUUGAUCUCUUGCAAGGGCUAUUGAGGUAUGACCCUACCGCGCGGCUUAAAGCAAGAGAAGCUUUGGGUCACCCCUUUUUCACGAGGGAUCUUAGAAGGUUUGGUUAUCCAUUGUGA
Molecule: messenger RNA, 1272 nt
Organism: Striga hermonthica
Lineage: Eukaryota; Viridiplantae; Streptophyta; Magnoliopsida; Lamiales; Orobanchaceae
Source: the annotation of a GenBank genome assembly